AUGUUUAGCUUUACAAAAAAUGCAAAAAUAGAUGAAAUUGUGUUCGAAAAUAAAGUUCAGUAUAAAGAAACAACAGUUGAACAAAUAGAUACUAUAAGAAAUGAUCAAUAUAAAUUUUAUGAAAAUGGCGAAUUAGUACUUGAAAAUGAUUAUAUAAAAAAACCAACUGAAAUAUCCGAUGAGCCUAUUGGAAAUAGCAAAAGGGUAUCUAAAAAUACUAGUAGAGAGAACCAGGCAUCUGAAGUAAUUGAGUUAUCAAGUGAUGAAGAAAACUUACCAAAAAUAAUUAAAUUAUCAAGUGACGAAGAAAACCUACCCGAAAUAAUUGAGUUAUCAAGUGACGAAAG
This is a messenger RNA of Racocetra persica, 347 nucleotides long. NCBI's taxonomy places the organism in Eukaryota, Fungi, Glomeromycota, Glomeromycetes, Diversisporales, Gigasporaceae. The record is from the annotation of a GenBank genome assembly.